AUGCAAGGCCGUUUUGGCUUAAAAAGAAAACACGAGGCCGAGACCGACCCGGGACUGGCACCCUUCGGGGGGUUUUUGCGGGCCAGAGGGGUUGAAGGCGUGCUUUGCGCCAGCCUAUUGCAGGUGCUGGCGAUAUUCAUGGUGAUACCGGCACCAAGCCGGUUAUAUGAGUACUUGAAGGACCAAUGGGCCCAUAUGGGCCAAAAACGAAUAACACAAAUGUUCAAUAACGCAACACUGGAUCGCGACGACGACGACUUACUUGAAGCGCUGUGCCAGAUGCGCGGCAUAAUGCUCCUGGUGCACCCACUUAAUACGGGUGCACCGAUCAAAAUAUACGGACAAAGCCGCCUGGUAUUUGAGGCGGCGCAACACAACGGAGCUUAUGCCGCGCUACUAACGUCAGCUAAUACUGGAACUAACCCGUCGUCGCCGAAACGACAGAAAAUAACAACUGACAUCAUUAACCCAUCGAACUUACCUGGACCAUCUAACAUGCCACUAAUGAAACAUCUAAAACCAACUAACGCAGUACCAAUGAUAGUAACAUUACGCACACCACGAAAUGACAAUGACUCACCAGCAACAACCUCACGUCCGGACCUAACACCUGACGCAACUAACCCAUUCCUCAACUCAACAAUUGACGUCUCCUCACCUCCCUCACCAGCCUCAACAAUAACAACUGACACAACAACUCACACCACCACUGACUGUACUUACAAUCUAAGACACCCGCGACGUGAGGCUAACCGUCUAACAACCCGACCACGUCCGCAGGAGUUCCAGCCAACUAACAUCGCCUUACUUAACCCUGGACUCCUGGCCGAGCUGGCGAAACCACUAACAACGCCUUACUCAAUUCAUAACAAUAAAGUUUACUGCCAGCUCGAAGGCUGUACCAGGCGCGCCACACCAUUCGCUACCGUGGCCGCCUGGAAAAUCCACGUGCGGAGGGCCUCAUGCCACCAGACUAACAACCUCUGCACGUGGUGCGGACAUCGCGUGCUCGUGCCGUCGGACCUCUCGGCACACCAACUAACACUUCGUAUGGAUACUCACCGUGCCGAGAGGUGUCCAGCCGCCCCCAAAAAGAUCGUGGGGGCACGUCAUAACACCAUCGAACGGCUCCGGGAGCUCGGCCGCGACUGCUCCCACAUAGCGGUCCCCGGAGCCGCAACGGCCGACACGCGGGUCGGGAAACGCCGUAACUCCAUCUAA
This is a messenger RNA of Anisakis simplex (herring worm), 1221 nucleotides long. Lineage: Eukaryota; Metazoa; Nematoda; Chromadorea; Rhabditida; Anisakidae. The record is from the annotation of a GenBank genome assembly.